CUCCAUCGCAGACUACCACCGAACCUGCAUCUCCGCUCCGUGCAGCCCAAAUGGCCAUGGAACCACCGCCGCGACCGUCGAGCUCGCUCUUCGACGUCUACCUGCGCCUGCGCCCGUCAAACGUUGCCAAUGUGCGUUUCCUCACCGUCGAAGAGAACGGGGCAACACACCCGACGCACAUCACCAUCGAGCCCCCCACGAACAUCCGCAAGCGUGCAGUCGAGCGAUUCGCGUUUACGCAAGUGUUCGAGGAGGAUGCGAAACAAUUGGAGCUGUUCAGGGGGACGGGGGCGAUUUCAAUGAUUGAGGGAGUGCUGGGCGCAAAUGGACACCAUGGACGAGAUGGAUUGCUUGCGACACUGGGUGUUACUGGCUCAGGAAAGAGUCACACGAUUCUGGGAACAAAGACCCAGCGCGGCCUUACCCAGAUGGCCCUCGAGGUACUCUUCCAGAGCACUGGAGAACAGCUGGUGCAAUCUUUCUAUGGGGCCCCAGCCUUUUCAUCUCUUGCAGUAGCCGAUGUGUCGGAAGCACAUAUGUUUACGGCGACCGCUUUCCUGGACACCAUGUACGGCGACAAUCAGUCUGAGCGCUUUCCGUCGCGAGCGCAGACACCCAUGCCGGACUGUAGUUCGUUUAUCACCACCGGAGGCUCUAGGUCGAACAAGAUCCCGCGACCAUCGGCUCUCCCUCAGACUCCGAGUGUGCACGAUAUCAACAUCCCUGUCGACACUAGCGCCGAAUAUGCGAUUGUUAUCUCCAUGUAUGAAGUCUACAAUGACCGCAUCUUCGAUCUUCUGGGUGGCUCUGCUACGAAGAACAAGCACCCCAACACGAAGCGCCGCGCGCUGUUGUUCAAGAGCACUGAACAGAGCCCAGAGCGGAAGGUCGUGGCUGGCCUCACCAAGAUUAUUUGUGGAAGCUUUGAAGAGGCGCUCAUGGUUCUGGAAACUGGCCUGAUAGAGCGCAAGGUUGCUGGAACGGGCAGCAAUGCUGUGAGCUCAAGGAGCCAUGGCUUCUUCUGCAUUGAAGUCAAGAAGCGAGAUGCUCAACGAAAGGGACCGUGGUCGAGCAGCACUCUCACUAUCGUCGACUUGGCCGGAUCCGAACGUGCUCGAAAUGCAAAGACGGCCGGUGCUACGCUCGCGGAGGCUGGCAAAAUCAACGAGUCCCUGAUGUAUCUCGGUCAGUGCAUGCAGAUGCAGUCUGACAACCAAGAUGGCUCCAAGAACGUUGUCCCCUUCCGCCAAUGCAAACUCACCGAACUCCUCUUCUCCAACUCCUUCCCCUCCUCCACCCGCCACACACAUUACCACCACCCGCAGAAAUCCAUCAUGAUCGUCACCGCCGACCCCAAAGGCGACUUCAACGCAACGUCCCAAAUCUUGCGCUACUCCGCCCUCGCCCGCGAGGUAACCGUCCCCCGAAUCCCCUCCACAACGUCCACCAUCCUCUCCGGUACGCCCCUUAAAUCCCCGUCCUUCACCACUACAGCCUCCGGUCGCACCACGCCCUCUGCCGUCCUCGAAGAACUCGAAAUCGCAAACGCAGAGAUCGCCCGUCUCACUGCCGAAGUCGAAGUCUUCGCCCUACGCCUCACAGAAGAGACGGCCAGGAGAAAAGCAGCAGAAGCUAGCUGGCGCGCCGCAGAAGACCACAUGGCCGACCUGGAGCAAGAAAUCCGCGACGAAUGCUACCUCGAGACUGAAGCUGCCGUGGAAGCCGAACGCCACCGCUGGCAGGCUGCGCUCGACAACGAGCAGGACAACCAGCAAGCGCAUCUUGAUUCUAAAAUCGACGUGGUGAUCCGGGCGACCAAGGCGCAGAUGUGCUCUCAGGAGGUGAAAGUGUACGAGGACCCGGAUCCGGAGUUGCAAGAGAGGGUGGAUGAGUUGGAGCGCGAGAACGAGGUGCUGAGGGCGAGGGUGGAAGCUAUGGAACGCGAGGCGCAGGGUAGGAGUGCGAGCCCGGUGAAGAAGAUGAGGGUGCUUAAGGCGAAGAGGUGGCAGGACCCAGAGAGUACGUUGAAGUUGGGGCUGGACAGCGAUUAGUAGUCCUGUCCAUGAUCGAUUUGUGAUGACGAACGCAUGGCCGGCGUUUCAGUGGUGUUUCUUGGACGGAGUGGGAUGGCAUUUCUAUCUCUGCGUUAGCGAUCUGUUGAAUAGCGAUCAUUGUCUAUAAUAGGGCUGUUCGUGGUCUAGAGAAUGUCAGCUUAUGUUCGACUUCUG
Molecule: messenger RNA, 2228 nt
Organism: Trematosphaeria pertusa
Lineage: Eukaryota; Fungi; Ascomycota; Dothideomycetes; Pleosporales; Trematosphaeriaceae
Product: kinesin family protein-like protein
Exons: 4
Coding region: 51-2051 (666 amino acids)
Biological process (GO): microtubule-based movement
Cellular component (GO): microtubule; nucleus; kinesin complex
Molecular function (GO): ATP hydrolysis activity; microtubule binding; microtubule motor activity
Source: RefSeq, a predicted model, not a curated record